GCCAUCUUCCCGAGACGACUCUGCGGGCAUGGCUGUCCUCUGGCUCACGACCGUCCUGGUCUGCGGUCUGAGCCCGCUACUACAAGUAGAAGCCACCCCUCGGGAAGUCUUCACCAAUUCCUUCCUCGUAAAGCUGAAAGGGGAGCAUGACCAGGACGGAGCAAGUCAUGUGGCCAAGAGAAACGGGUUCCACAACAUUGGGCCGGUGCUGGGAUCGAAGAGCGAAUAUCAAUUCGUUCAUCGGGCCGUUCCCCAUUCCCGGACAAAAAGAAGCAUACCCCACAUGAGGCUCUUAAGGUCAGAUCCUCUAGUAGAAACAGCGGUUCAACAGACCGGAUUCAAGAGGGUAAAGCGGGGAUAUACUGAACUCCGGUUAGGACCCGAAAAUUUACGGCUUCAAAGAGAACCAACGGACCCUUACUUCCCCUACCAAUGGUAUCUGAAAAAUGUUGGCCAGAAUGGUGGGAAGCCGCGGUUGGAUCUCAACGUUGAAGCGGCCUGGGCGCAGGGAUUCACGGGAAAAAAUGUUACGACAGCCAUAAUGGAUGAUGGUGUUGACUAUAUGCAUCCCGACCUGAGGGAUAAUUACAAUGCCAGAGCAAGUUACGACUUCAGUAGCAAUGACCCAUUUCCCUAUCCGAGGUACACAGACGACUGGUUUAACAGUCAUGGAACAAGAUGCGCGGGCGAAGUCUCUGCGAAGCGAGACAAUGGAGUUUGCGGCGUUGGAGUUGCUUACGACUCCAAAGUGGCUGGCAUUCGUAUGUUGGACCAGCCCUACAUGACUGAUCUAAUCGAAGCAAACUCAAUGGGUCACGAACCAAACCUUAUCGACAUCUACAGUGCCUCGUGGGGUCCUACAGACGACGGGAAGACGGUUGACGGACCCAGAAACGCUACCAUGCGCGCAAUUGUCCGGGGAGUCAAUGAGGGACGCAAUGGCCUGGGCAAUAUCUACGUCUGGGCAUCUGGCGACGGUGGAGAAGACGACGACUGCAACUGCGACGGCUACGCGGCGUCCAUGUGGACGGUUUCCAUAAACUCGGCGAUCAACAACGGAGAAAAUGCUCACUACGACGAGUCCUGCUCUUCAACGCUAGCGUCGACGUUCAGCAAUGGGGCAAAAGACCCGCACACCGGAGUUGCUACGACAGACCUAUACGGAAAAUGCACAAAGACACAUUCGGGAACAUCAGCCGCUGCUCCGGAAGCAGCGGGAGUGUUUGCCUUGGCCCUUGACGCGAACCCCAUGCUGACAUGGCGUGACAUACAGCACCUGACGGUGUUGACAUCGAAGCGGAACUCACUGUACGACAGCAAGGGUCGCUUCCAUUGGAAAAUGAACGGUGUCGGUCUAGAAUUCAACCACUUGUUUGGAUUCGGAGUCUUGGAUGCGGGUGCCAUGGUGGCCCUCGCAAAGAUCUGGAAGACAGUGCCAGCCCGGUAUCACUGCGAAGCCGGCUCAAUCAGCAAACCCAGCGAGUUCCGUGCCAACCACAGCCUGCUGGUGCACAUCGAUACAGACUCGUGCGCUGGGAUGGACACAGAAGUGAACUACGUGGAGCAUGUGCAGGCAGUCAUCACUCUCAACGCAACGAGGAGAGGGGACGUCACGUUAUUCCUGGUGUCGCCCUCUGGAACCAGGUCUAUGAUCCUGAGUCGACGUCCAAACGACGACGACAGCCACGACGGCUUCACCAAGUGGCCCUUCAUGACCACCCAUACCUGGGGAGAGAACCCCAGAGGACGUUGGACUAUAGAGGCCCGCAUCGAGGGCGAGAACAACCAGGGAUACCUACGGGAAUGGACCCUCAUGGUGCACGGCACGCGGGACGCCCCAUACGUCGGUCUUCCAGUUCACGACCGAAACUCCAAGCUCGCCAUCGUGAAGAAGGCGCACGAGGCCAGCGGUAUUCAGAGCACGAGGCGCAUCUAGUGACUUCCCUUGCAGGAAGCCAGAAAUCGAAACGAGGACAACAAUUACCACCUUUCCCCUACGAGAUGGCGCCGGUCGCCCCAUUUUGAUUUUUAAAUUCCAAUGGUCUCACGGGAAAAGCAGACGAGGUUAGCAGCCUGCGUGAGGGAAAGGUUCUCAGGCAGGUUUCAAAUCAUCAGAACCGUGGUGGUAUCCAGACUGUCUUCGGCAAAUGUUUCACGCAGGGGAAUGAUGAAGAAUCAAUCAAGUUUUCAAGCUGGUGACUAUACGGUCAACCUGUUUCAUGUAGAGAGAGCAGCUGAGAUUAUACUUUGGGACAAGCUAACUCCUACAGGACAACCCCGCAAACAAAUCUAAAGACGUUUUUGAUUGGCUCUGGAGACAGGAGAAUGACUGCGUCCAAGACACAGACUAGUCUGCCCGGAUGCUUCGAACCGUAGCUUGUACACUGAUAACGUUGCGAAGGCAGCCACCAGAGAAAACUUACUUAGAUCACAUUUGCAUGCUUUUAAAGCAAAUAUGUAAUGUAUUCGCGGUAAUAAAAGAUGUGUACCGGCUUUCCCCGUCUGCAUGGUAAGCACCAUCUUCUCGUGUUCUCCACUCUCAAUGUGCGAACUAUAGGCUGUCGGAUAGGGGAGUGCGAAUAGCCAUUUUGAAACCGAAACAAAUAGGGAACGAAUAGUAACCGAUAGCCGAAGCGAAUACUAAGAGAAUACUUACAUAACUGAAGUAAAACGAAGCGUAAUUGUACAACCGAAGCGACUACGAAGCGAAUAGAUAGAUAUUCGAACUGGAUACAUGUACAGGAGCAGCGGAAGACAAGUAAAAACGAUUAGCUUCCUGGCUUUCGCUUCAGGUGAUUCACAAGUGUAGACUUUGUGGUAUUCGAGGCCGAGGGUGUCUUAAGAGCACCACCGCGUUGGAGACACUUCGAAGCGCCUUCGCUUCGUAAUACCUAGCUAGCUUUCCUGCGACCACAUCGCAGAGCCCUAUACUGACAGAUGUGCCUGUCUGACUGUAGGUCUUAUGGUGUAUCGAAGUAUGCUGCUUCUGAUGGGUAAAUGAUUAUGAAAAGAACACGGUAGAUGGUACAUUGUGGUGCCCUGAGGAAUACCUGUUCUGUAAACCCAGUGUCAUCUGACGAAACUGCUAUAGGGUACAGGCGAGCUGGUACAUUGUAAAACGACGAAAGACUUGAGACAAGGAGCAAACAGAAACACACACAACAACGUGUUGUGUGUGUGUGUGUUCCUUUGUUCUCCUUGUCUAAGGUUUUUCGCCGUUUCAUGUGACAACUUGACAGUAAGGAUAUCACCACGACAAUUACAACUCAACAUUGUUCAGCAGUCUGACUAUUAGAAUAUCGAGUGAACCAGAAACAAGAGGAUAGUAUAGCAGGUGCUUACUUCAGCUGCUUUUUCCAUAAGACCCGUAACACAGUGGUUGAGGGAACACUCACCUUAAAAAUGCCAAACGAAAGUGCGGCUUGUAACGCAGUUGAGUUUCCAAUACCUCGUGACUAAGUUAUGCAUACCUUCAGCUACACGGUUCCCGUUGUAAAACCCUCGAGGUUAAAUCGACUGAGAAAAAGCUGAAUAACGUGAUACGAUAUACUGAGGUUGUGUAGUCAGGUUGUGUGGAAGCACUUAGACGUGGGAAAGAAGCGCUUCAACCAGCCGAAAGUGUCGCGAAAGUAUUCUCGUGAACUGUGAAUGUAAAGAGGACGAGUCAUGCACCUGUAUUUUUAUAGUGUAUAGCACCCUAGAAAAAAUGCACACUACAGGACGCAUGAAGGCACGCUGUACAAUAUGUGUACCUGCUUCAGUGAGACGUAGAAGGAAACGUGACAAGCAAAAAUGAUGCCGAUAUCUGUGCGCUCUUUGUGCACAAGAGUAAUAUUGUAUGGGGACCGUGGUUCCACACUUGUGGAGGUACGAUCUCCAUAUUAUUUUCAAAUCCAGUCCAAUCCAAUCCACCAUAGAGAGUGAACGUCGCUCACUGCGAUUGGGCGACAAAAAAGAGCAAUGUACGUGCAAUGUAGUUGCCUCUUGACCGCCGAUCAGAUAGUAUAUUUCGUUGGAAAGAGAAAAUAUUUCAGUUUCUGCGUUACUUUGCGUGAAGUUGUACGGUAUAAGUUACUAUCACCAGCGCGAUAUUCAUUGCGCUUUGAAAUUCCCGCGCAUAGAGACGUGUGCGUGACGUCCUGUGAGAACACUGUGACGUUACGAGUGCGUUCCCACCAAUCGCGUGGCCAGGCAGCAGCAGUGGCCUCGCGGCUUCCCGUUGUCUGUCAUCUCUGCUCCCACGUGACCUUAUCAGAGUGAUCGUCGUGCAACGUCACGCGAACGGGUGAGGAGACCUCUAGUUUCCUCUUCCUUGUGGUUCUGCCCGCGCUGCUAGUUCUUGCAGCAAAAUACAGAUGACUUUGGAAAUACAAGGAUUUCGAGCGAAAUAUGUUACAGGAGAGUUGUUUGGAGUCAAAUGCCCCUGCUACAUAUAUUCCUUUCAAAUAGCUUGCACGCCACAACGAUAUUUUAGCAUUGUCAGUUUUCUUUAGCACCGCCUUCUUAUUCUCGUUCUGCAUUCAUGCAGCGGCGGAUCCAGGGGGGGGGGGGGGAGCGAUCGCCCCCUAAAACCCUCAGUUUAUACAUUGGAUUUUCCUCUCUCCCCUCCCCCACUACACGCUUCGACAAAAGACCCCCCCCCCCCCCCCCCAAACCGUGGGAGUGGAUCCGCCCCCGCAGUCGUGACUUUUGUAUUAGCAAAACAUAAAAAGUUAGAGACAGAUUCCAAGCAUUUUGAAAGUUGUGCGCAAGACAAUAUUGUGUGUUACUUUUACUUACAUUACCUUUACGAUGAAGUGCGAUACAAUGAACGAAGAUCCGAAGUUUUGAAAAAAGGACGGUUUCGUUGGAGAUGCCAACGAUGUUGACGUUGCCUUGUCUUAUGAUUUACGAAAGAGCCGUAUCGAGAUUCGGAAGUGACCGUUGCAGGAACUUAAGUUUUAAAAUUACACGAGCCUGUGAGAGAAGGAGUGGAAACUACUCCCUUCCGUGCAACCGAUAGAGGAGGGCCAAAGCCGCACACAAUGUAGUAAAUACGUGCUCGCCAAAGUCGUUUCAAAAACAGGGACAAGUAUAAAUACCACAUGUCUGUCAAAUACUACUUUAUGACAACCAAAAGUGGAGACUACAUUUCUUGCUUAAAAGUGUGCUAGUGAUUAUAACGAUGAAUAUAGUGAUUACGAAUCAAGUAUGAAAUUAGAUGUCAAAAUAUUUUAGAGUUGUGCGCAGACUUUAUAUUUUUCACACCGAAUAGUGAACGUUAUGAAACACCACACGUUAUUUUUUUUCUCUCCUCGCACGCCGAUACAGCUGCAAAAGCAAGCGAACAAGUCGCGCAGGGAACGAUGCGUCCGAAGCUCGACUUUUCUGACAGUCGAUGGCCAACCUUUUACGUAUGUUGUCACACUGCUUUCCCCGAACAAUUCACAAACACGAUAGCGGACGACCUACGUAGUAUACCUGAUACAAAGCUAUGUAUAUACGCGAUUAUCCUUUGUUUUUGCAUUUUCUUUAUUAUUAUUGCUUGUAGAAUAACCUCAGCUCUCAACAGUUCAGCGUAGAGAAAAGAGUAGCAUAUCAUUCAAGACAUCCGAUACUCCACUUAGCUACCGACCCCCCCUUCGUCACAAUAGACGCAAUCAUACGUUCCUGUGGCAGUAUACUGAUGCUACUGGUGACACUGGAGAUUGACGUAUUAGUUUCGCCGCUGAUCAGCGCACUUCCGAAACAAAAUAAAGGUAUAGAUGAACCGCCAUUCCCAUAGGCCCGAUACGAGAAGAAGCCUACUGCUCAAAUUUCACUGCUUCGUCUGUUCGAUAAAACGCAGACGAUAUUAUACACAUUCCCACAGUGUGUGAGAGCGUGCACAACCGACAGCUUUCCCUGCCCCGCCGAGUAACAUGAAACACAACCCAGAAACAAGCAGCGCCCUUUCUGUUGAUUCGACGGUAACACCCGCUGGAACUGUUAACUUCCCGCGUGUCAAUGUCAUUCUCCCUUUUAGACAUAACUAUGCGAUCGAUCACGUUUCUGGUCUCUACCAAGUGACGCAGGCGACACCGUCGUUUGCGUUCUGUGCCACAGGAUGGUUUCGGUUUUGGUUUCGCAGCACGCUUCGACGUAUUAGUUACUGCUUUUCACAUUAAGUAUUACAUAUUACAGACGUUGCUAAACCGUGCUACAUGUGUAAUUAAGGAUACGCUGUACAUACUUUACUCCUAACUUGCCUUCAAUUUGGAAUGUUGUUGAACAGAGCUAAGGACUGUUAUAUCGUUUUUGUAACAUGUUUGUUGCAUAUAAAGGUAUAUGUUUCCGGCAGAGCAAAUUUUGAGUAUGACGUGGUUACAUACAUAUCGAAAAUACCUCCACAGUGACGUACGAUGGAGUAACACAGGAUGUUCUGCUUCAAUGUUGUUACUCUUUAGGCAUACGAUUUAAGUUAUCUUAAUUUAACUCGUACAUAUUCACAUACGUGUUGCAUUCCGUAUGACAAAAAUAACCAAAUAUCAAGCAGAGCAUCCUGCAUCGAAUUACCCAGGUCGUUGUAUUAUGUAACCAUCGCAGUAUGGUGUCCCCAAACCGAGAACACAAGUGAACGGUUGACGGUACGACUUUCAAGGGACAUUAGAAAUAAGCGUUUCCAGUUUGCGGACACUUAAUAUACUAUACAAAAAUAUGAAUUGUAUAAUAAGUACUGUAAAGUUAACAAAUGACACAACCCUCUAUGUGGUGCUGUCCCGUUGUAAGAUAUGUUUCAAUGUACAAAAGAGACCUAUACAUAGGAUGCUUCGACAAAUAAAUGCAUGAUAAUGAA
This is a messenger RNA of Ornithodoros turicata, 6814 nucleotides long. It is a transcript of the gene amon, whose product is annotated as neuroendocrine convertase 2-like. Gene Ontology annotation, molecular function: serine-type endopeptidase activity. NCBI's taxonomy places the organism in Eukaryota, Metazoa, Arthropoda, Arachnida, Ixodida, Argasidae. The record is from RefSeq and is a predicted model, not a curated record. Gene Ontology annotation, biological process: peptide hormone processing. The coding region runs from base 29 to 1936 and encodes 635 amino acids. The transcript is spliced from 13 exons. Gene Ontology annotation, cellular component: neuron projection; membrane.